Messenger RNA from Drosophila gunungcola (fruit fly), 2407 nucleotides. RefSeq names its product glycine--tRNA ligase (gene GlyRS). Gene Ontology annotation, cellular component: mitochondrion; cytoplasm. NCBI's taxonomy places the organism in Eukaryota, Metazoa, Arthropoda, Insecta, Diptera, Drosophilidae. Gene Ontology annotation, biological process: mitochondrial glycyl-tRNA aminoacylation. Gene Ontology annotation, molecular function: glycine-tRNA ligase activity; ATP binding. The record is from RefSeq and is a predicted model, not a curated record.
AUGUCAUUGCAGUUGUUGAAAGCGCUUCCCCAUCUGCGCAGCGCCACAUUAACCCUAAGAACUCAGAUUGCGAGAACAACGUGGAGCAGCGAGCACAUUGCCACGAAAGUGUUUUUUGGCACCACCACAAAGACAGCCGCCGCAGCACCACCACCCACUCAACCGCAGCCUUCACCACCCAGUUGGGGCGCCAAGAAGCAGAAUAGAAAGGUCAAACUAAGAUCCGCAGCUGCCGAGUUCAUCAUGUCGAAUCCGGAGAUUGAGGCCCAACUGGCUCCUUUGAGGGAGCGGGUGCAGGAGCAGGGCAACCUAGUGAGGGAUCUCAAGGCCAAGGGAGCCCCCGAACUGGAUGUUAAGAAAGCAGUUGCCGAGCUGAAGGCUCGCAAGAAGUUGCUGGAGGACAAGGAGCUCGCUCUGACCCCCAGUGUCGUUAGCUUCGAUCGCGCCAAGAUGGAGGAUCUUUUAAAGCGCCGCUUCUUCUACGACCAGAGUUUUGCCAUUUAUGGCGGCAUCACCGGACAAUACGAUUUUGGACCCAUGGGCUGUGCCCUUAAGUCCAACAUCCUGGCCCUGUGGCGUCAGUAUUUCGCCCUCGAAGAGCAAAUGCUGGAGGUGGAUUGCUCUAUCCUGACCCCAGAGCCUGUGCUGAAGGCCUCUGGUCAUGUGGAGCGCUUCGCCGACCUGAUGGUGAAGGAUGUCAAAACGGGCGAGUGCUUCCGCCUGGAUCAUCUUAUCAAGCAGGCUCUGGAGAAGCUGUCCAAGACCAAGGAGGCCACUCCGGCUUUGCAGGCCGAGUGCGAGGACAUCAUCAUCAAGCUUGAUGGCCUGAACAAACAGGAAUUGGCCGAUGUCCUGGCCAAAUACAACAUCAAAUCUCCCCUAACCGGCAACGAUUUGACGGAACCCAUUGAAUUCAACCUGAUGUUUGCCACCCAAAUCGGACCCACUGGCUUGGUCAAGGGCUUCCUGCGACCAGAAACUGCUCAGGGCAUCUUUGUGAACUUCAAGAGGCUGCUGGAAUUCAAUCAGGGCAAGCUGCCCUUCGCCGUCGCCCAAAUCGGCAACUCGUUCCGCAAUGAAAUCUCGCCCAGAUCUGGUUUGAUUCGUGUGCGAGAGUUUACCAUGGCGGAGAUUGAACACUUUUGCGACCCCGUGCUGAAGGAUCAUCCCAAAUUUGGCAAUAUCAAAUCGGAGAAGAUGACCCUUUACUCGGCCUGCAAUCAGAUGGACGGAAAGUCUGCCUCUCAGGUGGAAAUCGGCGAAGCAGUGGCCACUAAGCUGGUGGCCAACGAAACCCUUGGUUAUUACAUGGCCCGCAUCCAGCAGUUCCUGUUGGCCAUUGGCAUUAAAGCAGAGUGCUUGCGGUUCCGCCAGCACAUGUCCAACGAGAUGGCUCACUACGCCUGCGAUUGCUGGGAUGCCGAGAUCCUCACUUCCUAUGGCUGGGUGGAGUGCGUGGGAUGCGCGGACCGCAGUGCCUACGAUUUGGGCCAGCAUACGGCGGCCACUGGUGUGCGAUUGGUGGCGGAGAAGCGUCUGCCGGCUCCCAAGACCGUCGAGGUCAGCGAAAUUGUGCCCAACAAGCAGGCCUUGGGCAAGACCUUCAAAAAGGAGGCCAAGAAUAUCACUGAUGCCUUGGCCAAGCUUUCGCUGGAGGAGAUUACGAAGGUGGAGCAACAGCUUGCUGGUGAUGGUCAGUACAAACUGACAACUGCCGAUGGCCAAAGCCAUGAACUCGGCAAGGACACUAUUAGCGUGAAGCACUCCUCGAAAACGGUCCACGUAGAGGAGUUCAUCCCGAGUGUGGUGGAGCCCUCGUUCGGCAUUGGACGCAUCAUGUACUCCUUGCUGGAGCACAGUUUCCAGUGCCGCGACGGCGACGAGCAGAGAUGCUACUUCACCCUGCCUCCCCUGGUGGCGCCCAUCAAGUGCUCCAUCCUCCCGCUGUCCAACAACACCGACUUCCAACCUUACACUCAGAAACUUUCAUCGGCCCUUACCAAGGCGGAACUUUCCCACAAGGUUGACGACUCCAGCGGCUCCAUUGGCAGGCGGUAUGCCCGCACGGACGAGAUUGCCAUCCCCUACGGCAUCACCGUGGACUUUGAUACUCUGAAGGAACCGCAUACGGUUACUCUGAGGGAUCGGAACACCAUGAAGCAGGUGCGCGUCGGUCUGGAGGAGGUUGUGGGCGUGGUCAAGGACUUGUCAACGGCGAGAACAUCCUGGGAGAAGGUCACGGAGCAGUAUCCUCUAUUCGAGCAGCAGGAGGCCAGCAAGUAACCGGAUGAUCAACGCAUUUCUCACGCUUGUCGCGCAUUUACAAAGCUACAGAGUUUUCUAUUUCUUUUAUACAUACGCUUAAAAUUUAAUAAACUUGCAACAUUUAAUGCUUCGCAAACUGGAA